AUGUCGCGUUAUGCGGAUAUUCAAGAUGAACCAAUUCACAAACUACUUGUACCAAUCCAAGGUUAUCAGGAUCAAGAGUUAGUAUCACUCGAAGAAUCUAUUAAGCCUAUUGCUCAGUUGUUCGACGAUCUUGAAAUGCAUGUUUGGAUAGCUAAACAAAAUUGUCAAGCACCCGUAGACAAUCUAACUCAAGACAAAUCGGCUGCCAUUUACUUGUACACAAUGGAGUUUGACAGUAGCAAAAGUUUUUAUCGUCUUUUAAAUGUUGCACUACGAUCAGAAAAUCGUCGAAGCAUAGUACCGUGGUCUAGCUAUUUAAAACUAUUUAUGACCGCUCUAUACAAAUUGCCAUCUAAACCACAAAUAGUUUAUCGUGGAGUGAAAGGUAUUGAUUUAAGUGAUAAAUAUUUGAAGGGUAAGCAUUUUGCUUGGUGGGGUGUCAGUUCAUGUACAACAACUGUGGACGUUUUACAAGAAGAACAAUUUCUUGGUCAAAAUGGUGAACGUAUAUUGUUCAAUAUUGAAUGUUCAAAUGGACAAUCGAUUAAAUCACAUUCGUAUUACAGCGACAAAGAAGAAGAAGUUAUUCUCAUGCCCGGUUCCUAUUUUGAAGUUCGCGGUCAUUUAAAUAGUGGCCAUGGUCUAAGAAUAAUUCAGCUGCAAGAAAUAGAACCAAAAUACCCGCUAGUCAGACCACCGUUUUCAAAAGCGCUCGUCGAUAAUACCAACCGUCGGGAAGCUGGAAAACACUUAGGUAAAGAUACUAAUCGAGAUUUUUAA
Didymodactylos carnosus is the source of this 780-nucleotide messenger RNA. NCBI's taxonomy places the organism in Eukaryota, Metazoa, Rotifera, Eurotatoria, Philodinida, Philodinidae. The record is from the annotation of a GenBank genome assembly.